AUGAAGGGUAUUCGAGGUUGUCUUAGGUGGGUGCGGUGGUGGCUGGUGGGAACAUAUGGUGUUGUUGGUGAAGACGGUGGUGGUGGAGGCAUAUGGUGGUGGCUCGGCGAUAGUUCCCAAAAUGUUCAAAACAUUGGAAGAGAUUCACUUUUAACAUCAGCCACCCCAAUCAAAGUUUUGAUUCUUGACUACAAAAAGGACUCGCUCGUGUAUGUUGCCGAGGUGUUGCGUUCUUAUUCAAUGGAAGUUACGUGCGUGGAUCAUUAUGGUGUGGCUUUAAAAUUGCUGACGGAAAAGAACAAUCAAUAUGACCUCGUCCUGAUAGAUAAGGAUAUCACUGGUCUGGAUAUACAUACAUUUCUUAGGCUGACACAGAACAUGGAUCUACUAGCCAUGGUGAUGUCUGAGAAAGAAAAUGAAGCUUUCAUGCAUGAAGUAUUCAAGAGUGGUGGUUUUCGUGUCAUCAAGAGGCCAGUUACCGACGAUGCAGUGAGUCGUAUACGUCAGGAUGUUAUCCGAUACAGAAUGCAUAAGCAUGAACAAUUUCAAAAUAAAAAUAUGAAUACCAAAAAGGCAACACAAGAUGCGGAAAUACAAAAAAAUAGAAGUUCUAGUAUUAAAAACAAGGGUAAGAAGCGACUCCACCAAUCAUCCAAUGAUGAUGAUGAUUAUUAUGAUGUUGACGACGGUGAUGAUAAUGAAGAUGAUGAUUAUAAUUAUAAUUAUAAUGGUGGUACUAGCAUGAAGGAGAAGAUAUGUGUGGAGUGGACCAAAGAACUCCACGAGAAAUUCGUUUACGCUUAUAAUCAGCUUGAGGAAGGAAGGCGUUUUCCAAAGAAGAUACUUCAACUUAUGGGUGUCCUUGGGCUUACCCGAAUGCAGGUUGCAAGUCAUCUUCAGGUGUACAAGAAAUUCCUGAAAGAAAAACGGAAUUUCAAUGAAAAGAAAACAACUCAGGAUCGUGCAAUGCCUAGCAAUCUCAAUCCACGAGAACUCAAUGAAAAAAAGUUUGGGUGUAUGACAUCCUUACAAUUGAAUCAUGAAGAAAGCUAUACCCCGGUUGGUAUUGACAUGACACUCAAUGGAUGGCAGACACCAACUAAUUAUAUGGAGAACCAACCUUAUGGAUCUUCCUCUAUGAUGAACAUAUCUAACCAGGAGAACAUUGCACAACGGGUUGAGUAUACCCAAAUACCAUUUGAAAUGGAUCUUGAGUUAAACGAAGAUAACAUAUUUGGUGGAAGAAUUACUACAACACAUGGCUAUUUUCAGCGAACAAUACUAGGCUUACCUGAUUCUGGGCAAGGUUCUAAAAAUCACGACUCAUCAUCUGUUCCGCUACUAGAUUUGGACCAUAAGGAUACUAAUGGGGCAAGAAACGCAUCUAAUGAUGGAGUCGAGGCAUUUUAA
This is a messenger RNA of Helianthus annuus (common sunflower), 1410 nucleotides long. Its product is annotated as two-component response regulator ORR24-like. The transcript is spliced from 8 exons. The record is from RefSeq and is a predicted model, not a curated record. Bases 1 to 1410 code for a protein of 469 amino acids. Gene Ontology annotation, cellular component: nucleus. NCBI's taxonomy places the organism in Eukaryota, Viridiplantae, Streptophyta, Magnoliopsida, Asterales, Asteraceae. Gene Ontology annotation, biological process: regulation of DNA-templated transcription; phosphorelay signal transduction system. Gene Ontology annotation, molecular function: DNA binding; DNA-binding transcription factor activity.